UCUAGUCUGUUUCGCCUUUGAAUCUCUGUUAGAAGAUGACUUCACUGGCCAUCCCCAAUCAAUGGACAGUCAUGGCGGAACACAAUAAUCAAACACUCACCAUGAAUGUACAUUCUGUGAGAGCAUUCAAGAAAAUCAACCCAUUAAUCCACUUCCCUAAAAUCUCUCUUUACAACCAUCACUCACAUUUUCAACUUUGCUUCUCGCAAUCUUCCUACAAUAGUACUCACCAAAAUCCCCAUUCAUUUGUGACAAAAGGUUUCAUUCUUAUGAUCUUCUCAUUCGCUCUUCUUUCCCUUCGUAUAAUUUCCACUAUUCUUCUUCCUGAGUUUCCUCAAAGAUGGAGUCGACUUAUCGCAUUCUCUAAACAAGCUGAGUCGGAGGUGAUGAGUAGUUGUCCACAGCAUUUGAUUCGAGCUGUGGUUGCCUAUGAGGAUAGACGAUUCUUUCGCCAUUUUGGCGUCGACCCAGUUGGCAUUGCUCGUGCUGUUUUGUCACUCUCGUCUCGUGGUGGCGGAAGCACCAUUACCCAACAGCUUGUCAAAAUCUCAUUCUUGAAGAAUGAACGCACAUUUUUGAGGAAAAUUGUUGAGAUGAUUCUGGCUUUAGCACUCGAGGGAACAAUCUCAAAAAUGGAAAUCUUGAGUGCUUAUUUGUGUAAGAUAUAUUGGGGACAUGGUAUUUGUGGUAUUCAAUCUGCAUCAAAAUUGUAUUUUGGAAAGCACAUAUCCCUUCUUAGCUUGGGAGAAUGUGCUAUGCUUACAGCAAUGAUACCAGCGCCAGAGCUCCGGUCACCAUUCAGGGACAGUAGCAGAGGGAAAAUCUUCCAAGCUAGAGUUCUGAAAAGGAUGGUGGAAUUUGGAUUUCUUGAUGUAGAGAUGGCAAGCAUUGCUGUAAAACAACCUCUCAGAUUCAAUUCUGAAAGCCCAGAUCAUCCAGAUGGGUCCUUGGUUAUAUCGUCUUUCUCUAAUGAGCAUUCAAGUACCAACACAAAGUGUGAUGGAGACUUAUUCUCAACCAUUAAGAGAGUUUGGGACUGGGAAACAGAAAGCAAAAUCUGGGAAGUGAAAGAGGACAUGGACAAAUGGGCAACUGGUGUAAAACGAUUGGGAAGCAUCGAUGAUUCCAAAUUCAAAUCAAAACUUCUUUUCAUUAUCAGAUUUCUGCUUCACCAGAUAUCUCCGCAAGACAGUAACAGGUGUUGCAGUUGCACGAUCAUCAUUUAUCGGUUCAACAAGUGUCUCAUCUGUACUACUCUACUUUGAUAUUGCAACAUUCUCAAUGCCAGGAAUCUCAUUGUUGUUUAUCUGUUGCUCUUGUAUGUGGUUCAGGGAUGUGAAGUGACUCAAGAUCAUGAGAAGAUACAUCACUCCCAUGUCAUGAAAUGUGAGAGGUACUCUUAAUUGUGGAAAAAGGUUUGGCAAAAGGAAACACAUGUUCCUUAAAAAUGACAUCCCUGUGAUGACGACUCUCAACACACACAAGUGUACGUGAUCGUCUAAGUAAUACAAACUUGUGUAGUCCGGAUAUCGUACCCAAGGACUUGUGAUUUAGCAAGAAUCUAGUAAAUUCUAAUACUGGAAUUUUAGACAAGUGUUAAAGUAACCAAAAGAAGAUUUUUGAUUGUUAUUUAUAUGUACUUAAAUUUAAAGACUGAAAAAUAAAUAAAGAUUGUGAUCACUAUUGGAGAGAGAUU
This is a messenger RNA of Solanum tuberosum (potato), 1696 nucleotides long. Its product is annotated as monofunctional glycosyltransferase-like. The record is from RefSeq and is a predicted model, not a curated record. Gene Ontology annotation, molecular function: peptidoglycan glycosyltransferase activity. The transcript has 6 exons. Lineage: Eukaryota; Viridiplantae; Streptophyta; Magnoliopsida; Solanales; Solanaceae. Bases 36 to 1265 code for a protein of 409 amino acids.